Messenger RNA from Arabidopsis thaliana (thale cress), 986 nucleotides. RefSeq names its product O-acetylserine (thiol) lyase (OAS-TL) isoform A2 (gene OASA2). The record is from RefSeq and is marked reviewed. Gene Ontology annotation, cellular component: cytoplasm. Lineage: Eukaryota; Viridiplantae; Streptophyta; Magnoliopsida; Brassicales; Brassicaceae. The transcript has 9 exons. Bases 78 to 830 code for a protein of 250 amino acids.
UUUCUAGUUUCUCUGUUAGUGACAAAAGAAACAAAUACUUGUACUUUGUUCUUUUUUGUUGCAGGAUUGGUUAUAGUAUGAUUGCUGAUGCAGAAGCUAAAGGACUUAUUAAACCGGGAGAGAGUGUGUUGAUUGAGCCAACAAGUGGGAACACUGGAGUUGGUUUAGCAUUUACUGCAGCUGCAAAGGGCUAUAAGCUUGUUAUAACAAUGCCAGCUUCAAUGAGUAUAGAGAGAAGAAUCAUUCUCUUAGCUUUUGGAGCUGAGUUGAUUCUUACUGAUCCGGCUAAAGGUAUGAAAGGUGCUGUUGCAAAGGCGGAGGAGAUUUUGGCGAAAACACCUAAUGGUUAUAUGCUUCAACAGUUUGAGAAUCCUGCUAAUCCAAAGAUCCAUUAUGAGACUACUGGACCUGAGAUAUGGAAAGGUGCUGGGAAGUAUCUCAAGGAACAGAACACAAACAUAAAGCUGUAUGGUGUCGAGCCUGUUGAAAGCCCUAUUCUGUCCGGUGGAAAGCCAGGUCCCCACAAAAUUCAAGGUAUAGGUGCUGGUUUUAUUCCAGGCAUUUUGGAUGUUGAUCUUAUAGAUGAAGUUGUUCAGGUUUCAAGUGAAGAAUCCAUUGACAUGGCAAGGCUUCUUGCUAGGGAAGAGGGUCUGUUAGUGGGAAUCUCAUCUGGAGCAGCAGCUACUGCAGCAAUCAAACUUGCAAAGAGGCCAGAAAAUGCUGGGAAGCUUAUAGUGGCGGUGUUUCCGAGUUUCGGGGAAAGAUAUCUAUCGACUGUACUGUUUGAUGCAGCAAGGAAAGAGGCAGAGACUAUGACCUUUGAGCCCUGAAUCUGUUCCCCUUUCUUCUUGGUGAUACAAAUAAAUGAUCUUUCUUCCAACAUAUAUAUCUUCAGAUUCUGUCUGUAUCUUGUCAUUUGUGAGAACUCAAAAGUAGUUUGUCUGCUACUAUGAACAAUCCAUUUCUAGAAAGUUUCUGGUUGAGUU